Eutrema salsugineum is the source of this 1196-nucleotide messenger RNA. Its product is annotated as plastid lipid-associated protein 2, chloroplastic. Bases 34 to 987 code for a protein of 317 amino acids. The transcript is spliced from 3 exons. Lineage: Eukaryota; Viridiplantae; Streptophyta; Magnoliopsida; Brassicales; Brassicaceae. The record is from RefSeq and is a predicted model, not a curated record.
GAAUUUUUGGUCGAAGAAAAGAAAGAAAAAAAAAUGGCGACGGUACAAUUGUUCAGCCAAUCCCCCUGCAAAACUCGAGUUUCGAGCUCAGCAAACUCAAAAUCCCUUUCCAAGCCUCCGAUUCUGGUGCCGGCAAGCUCGAUUACUCGCCGUCCAGUGCUCUCGACCGGACGAUUCGCUGUUUCCCGGGCGGAUUUCAGAGUACGAGUCACCGAUGCGGAAGACGAAUGGGGUCCGGAGACAGGGGAGAGAGGAUCUGCUCUAUCGGUGGCGGAGGAAGCAAUCGAAGCCGUGGAGGAGACGGAGGUUCUCAAGAGAACACUGGCGGAUUCGUUGUACGGAACAGAUCGUGGUUUGAGCGCGUCGAGCGAGACCAGAGCCGAAAUCGGAGAUCUGAUCACACAGCUCGAGUCGAAAAACCCUACCCCGGCUCCGACGGAAGCUCUCUUCCUUCUCAACGGCAAAUGGAUCCUCGCCUACACAUCGUUCGUUGGUUUGUUCCCUUUGCUUUCACGAGGAAUCGUGCCUUUAGUAAAAGUCGAUGAGAUCUCACAAACCAUUGAUUCAGAAAACUUCACCGUCCAGAACUCCGUUCGUUUCGCUGGUCCUUUAGCUACAACCUCAAUUAGCACAAAUGCCAAAUUCGAAAUCCGAAGCCCAAAACGCGUCCAGAUUAAGUUCGAGCAAGGAGUAAUCGGGACUCCUCAGCUAACGGAUUCGAUUGAGAUCCCUGAGUAUGUUGAGGUUCUUGGUCAAAAGAUUGAUCUUAACCCGAUCAGAGGGUUGCUUACCUCGGUACAAGACACAGCCUCGUCUGUGGCUAGAACCAUAUCGAGCCAACCACCAUUGAAAUUCUCUUUGCCAGGGGACAAUGCACAGUCUUGGCUGCUCACGACUUAUCUGGACAAAGACAUUAGGAUCUCUAGAGGAGACGGUGGAAGCGUCUUUGUGCUUAUCAAAGAAGGAAGCCCUCUCUUGAACCCUUGAACCGCCAAAAUCUCUCUCUCUCGUCUAUUCUUAGUACAAAAUAAGUGUUCAAUAGUGUUGUUAUAGGUUUACUUCUUAAUCGUUAUUAUUAACUCGGAUAAUAUGGAAAUUAAGAAAUAAUGUUGAAACUGCUAUGUAGCUUCUUUUGCUAUGGCCUAUAGGUCUAAGACUUGUUUUUCAGAUUUUCACAAAUACAAAUCAUUUAUGAU